UUGAAAACGUUUGAUCACCGCAAAUCGUUCGCCGAAGUGCCCAAGUGUUGCCAACAAGCGAAAGUUUAGUCCCAACUCGCCCGCCCGUCAAAAGUUGCCAGUGAAUUUUUUUGUAAUUUAAUUACACGCUCGUAAAGCAGCACAAGCAGUUUCGAAAACAAAAUAUAUAAAAUGGCUUUCAAGGUUAUUUUCGUUCUUGCCGCUUUGGUUGCCUGCGCGCAUGCCAGACCCGGCGGCCCAGCGGCCUACUCCAUCUCCGCGCCCAGCGUAGACCACGCCUCCGUGGGCAGCUCACAGGAGCACACCGUCAAGGGUCACUACGGCCAGUCCUCGCAGUCGGAGUACUCCAGCGCCGUGCAGACCGCGCAUUCGCAAUCGCACGUGCAACGUUCGAGCAUCAGCAAUGACGCCGCCCUCGCGCCACAUGUUGGUGGUCAUGUCAUCGCCGCCGCCGCGCCCAUCGCUCAUGCUUAUGCCGCGCCGACCGCCUACGCCGCGCAUGCGUACACCGCCCCAGCGGCCACCAUCAGUCAUGGCUAUGCGGCACCUGCUCUAGCGCUGGCGCACUCUGCGCCCGCUCUCUCGCAUGGCAUCACCUACGCCGCGCCAGCUGCGAGCUAUCACGCUCCGGCUUACAGCGCGAGCUACCACGCUCCAGCUUACAGCUACGCAGCUCCAUCGUAUAGCUACCAGGCGCCAGCUAUACAGUAUGCCGCUGCCACCGCGCCCGCCGCCUAUGGACAUUACGCCGCCGCUCCUGCCGCUCUCUCGCAUAGCUAUGUCGCUGCUGCGCCCGCUGCCACCUUGAAAUAUGCUUCGGCACCUGCUUAUGUUGCACCUGCAGUCCUUGGACAUGGUUUACCACUCGCUGCCCCCGCCUUGGCACCACUCGCUGUUAAGACCCUCGCCGCACCCGCUUUAGUGCAUACCGCCGUCGCUGGGCAUGGCGUGCAUUACGGUUACUAGGCAGACACAGUUAAGCGAACCGGAGCGUUGGGAGCGACGGAGAGUAGGAGUGAGUGAGAGAGCAGCCGUAAUGAGUGGAGACGGAAGCGCUGAACGCGAAGCGACAGCACGCCAACGUCGUGACACUAAAUAACAAAACAAAAAUAAAAAUAAAAAAUUAAAAUAAAAACUAAAAUAAAAAUAAAAAUAAAAAUAAAACACGAAGCAAAGCAGCAAAUAAGAAAAGAAGAAAACAAAAUAUUACACAAAUAUGCAGGAUAACAGCAGGAAAUUACAACAAGAACACAAACACAAUAAAGCAUUGCUCAACUACAGCCACGUGCAACAACGACCCCUGCAACAACAACAACAACAACAACAGCAACAAACACCACAACAAUGAAUAACAAUUAAAACAGCACAAAACAACAAUAAAACACGCAUAAAUGGCGAACAAGCAAAAACAACAAAAGUGACGAAAAAAAUGUCAGUGGCAGCGGAAGCGCUGGUAACAACAAGUGGGGGUGAGGUGAGUUGCAAAAAAAAUGAGGCGAGAAAGCGCAUGCAUAAUUUGUAAAUAACUUUCGUUAUAUUUUGCGUGUAAAAAUGUGGCAACAACGGCGCAAAAGUUGACUGCAACAACAAGAACAGAAAAUAAUGUUGCAACAAACAACAACAUGCACCUACAACACAACCGCAAGCAGUGCACACAUUCGCGUUGUCAAUAUAGGCGCAGCACAGCAAUUUACGCCACAACGCCUAAAAGUAUGCAACACAAUUUACAACGCGAGCGGAAAAUUACAAAAGCCGACCGCAUACCGCCGUUACACAGAAACAAAUGCAUGCAUGUGUGCGCGCUGCAUUCACUGGCUGUCGCAUACCGCUGCCGCCUCCCCCUCGCUUCGCCUGGUAUUUCGAUUUUCACUGUUCGAUUGCCUUCCGCCGUGAUUUGCAUUUAUUUUGUGGGCGCAGUUUUUUCGCACGAAAUUCCCGGCAACAAUGUCAUUUUGUGCCACAACGCCUCACUGUUCGCCAAUGCACUCGUGCAUAUCAAUAUUCGUGUGUGUGUGUUGCGCCAAAGCCUCCGAACAUCACGCCAAUUCGCCAAUCCAUUCAUUGUUAUUCUCUCCAUUUAUGUUUAUACUCGAUUUGUGUAAGUUGUUUUUAUCGCGGUUAAAUUUUUUAUUUUCAUUUGUCAAUUUUAUGUUUGUCAAAUAAUAAUAAUAAUACAUAAAUACAUAAUUCACUUUCUCUACACAAUGCGCAUUUCACCUUUGUUUGCGAUUUCUUUUUGUAUAUUAUUUCCCUAUAUUGUACGAAUUUUC
Molecule: messenger RNA, 2270 nt
Organism: Bactrocera neohumeralis
Lineage: Eukaryota; Metazoa; Arthropoda; Insecta; Diptera; Tephritidae
Product: cuticle protein 16.5
Exons: 5
Coding region: 172-966 (264 amino acids)
Source: RefSeq, a predicted model, not a curated record